Zerene cesonia (dogface butterfly) is the source of this 2782-nucleotide messenger RNA. RefSeq names its product translin-associated factor X-interacting protein 1-like. The coding region runs from base 210 to 2732 and encodes 840 amino acids. The record is from RefSeq and is a predicted model, not a curated record. NCBI's taxonomy places the organism in Eukaryota, Metazoa, Arthropoda, Insecta, Lepidoptera, Pieridae. Gene Ontology annotation, biological process: S-methylmethionine cycle. Gene Ontology annotation, molecular function: S-adenosylmethionine-homocysteine S-methyltransferase activity. The transcript has 11 exons.
UUGAAAUGUGUAAUUUUGUUAUUGUGUUUUUGAAUGAUUGUCGUUUGAAGUUGUUGUUUAGUUUCUUUUUCUGUUCUUAAUACAUAUCGAAUCAAUACUACUUAUUGUGAUACAUUAACAAUAAUAAUUGUAUGAUAAGUAAUACAUUAUUAUUAUAACAUCAACGAAAAUACAAUAUUUUAUCUGAAGGCGGUAAAUAUCCAUGCGACAUGAGUGCGACGUAUCAAGAUGCUGAUCGGAAAGUUUUUGUAUUAGAUGGAGGAUUUUCAUCGCAGAUAUCUCGACAUGUUGGUACUACAUCUGAUGGGGAUCCCCUGUGGACCUCACGGUUCCUUCAAACAAAUCCCGAGGAUGUUGUGAAAACGCAUUUAGAUUUCCUUCGAGCCGGUUCCGAUAUUAUUUCCACGAACACUUAUCAAGCUUCUAUUGGUGCGUUUGUAAAACAUCUUCAAGUUUCACCAGAAGAAGGAAGUUCGUUAAUUAAACGCGCUGUUGCGCUAGCCAAGGAAGCCAGAACAAAAUACCUUGAGGAGUGCCACAGUACACUACCAACACGAAAUAUAUUGAUAGCUGGAUCUGUUGGCCCGUUUGGAGCCGCUCUGAACGAUGGAUCAGAGUACAGCGGCAAUUAUAUUGACCAAACAACAGCAGAGACCAUUAGAAACUGGCAUAAACCUCGCAUUGAAGCUCUGAUAGAGUCUGGGGUAGACAUACUAGCAUUUGAAACUAUACCUGGAGAGAAAGAGGCUUUAGUUCUUGUCAAUAUGUUAAAAGAGUAUCCAUCAACUAAAGCGUGGAUAUCUUUUAGUUGCAAAGAUGAUGCGAGCCUUGCUCAUGGUGAAAAGUUCCAAGAGGUUGCUGAAAAAUGUUGGAAAGCCAAUCCUGAGCAGCUUCUGGCUAUCGGAAUGAAUUGUUGUUCCCCUAAAAUCGUAGCCAACUUAAUAAAGAAUGUUGGACAAUUACCCAUAGUCACUUAUCCAAACUCUGGUGAAAAAUAUGACCCUGCUAUUGGUUGGAAGGAUGAUCACUGCAAACCCCUAUAUACUUUUGUACCCGAAUGGUUGAAUCUCAAUGUAAAGUAUGUGGGAGGAUGCUGCAGAACAUACUGCGAAGACAUAUCAAGCAUCCGGAAGGAAAAAGCAUUUGGAAUAUCUGCUCACAAAAAGCAGUAUGAUAAUCAGAUAAAAUUGUUGAUUAAAGAGAAUAAUGACCUGCGAGAAGAGAACCUUAACUUGACCUUUGAGAUUACUAAAUUAAAUAGAGAAAAUGGAAAGCUUAAAGAUGAUAACUUCUCAGACUACCUCUCACUUAUGAGGGAACGUGACGCACGGUAUACACUCUAUUUUGAAAACGUAGCUCUUCACCUAAAACUGAAAGAAUUAGAUGGAGGGAAAGUAUACACCGUAGAAGAUGGUCAAGGCGAUCCAGUCGUCCUACGAAUUGCACUUGAUAAGUGUCGAGAGCAAUUAUCAUCAAAUCAAAGCGAACUCACAAAGAUGAAGGAAGAGUAUUCAGAAACAGUACCACGGCGGGAGUACGACUGGCUUGAUACUAAAUACUGUGACCUGCAGAAACAGUUGCAUGCGAUACAUGCCGAGUAUGAUGAACUACAGAACAAUCAUAAACGUAUUUUGGCUCAAAAGAAAAGUACAGAGGAAGAACUGAUAGAAUGUAGGGAGCGUUGUAGUGAAUUAGAGAGAGCUGGAACUCCCAGACCUCACUGGGACAUCUGCGCUGACUUUAUCGGAGGAGGACGGGAGAGAUGGUGGCAGUUAGCAAGUGGCUUGUCAUCUCGCGACAAACUACGCGCUUUACUGAAGGAGCUGGGUCCAGCUGCUGAGAGCGAGCACCUGGAGUAUUUUGAUGGACUUGGUUUAGACCCGGUCAUCCCGCCGUACCUCCGCUACGAAGGCAAGGUGCGGAACCUGCGCCUCUCGCGGCGCGAAGUGAGCGUCGUCAUCAACGACAUUUGGUUUAGCAAGAUGAAACACGGACAGGCGAUGUCCAUGCAGGAUUAUGUUACUAAGUAUUUUGAGCAUCGGUACCAGCAACCAUCAGUCCGCGCUGAAUGGGCGUACAACGUGUGCGCGGGCGCAGAACAAAUGCUCGACGAGCCGCAAGUGAGAUUGUUCUGGGGAGUGUUACAUGGCCAAUUGAGUGAGGAUGUGUAUUGGGGUUUGCGAACUCACUGGCUGCUUCUGAGAGACCAGCUAUAUAGGCAGAGUAAGGAUGGAGAGACAAUAACCAUUGAAGAGUUUGAAAAGACAGCACGGAACACAUUUCCCUUAAAAAGCGAGGUUGACAUAAAAAAUCUAAUGGACGUUGUUAAAAAGCAACUAAAAAUAAAGCUUAAUCACAAUGAAAUCAACUUAGAUAAACUAUUUCAUGAAAACGAAGAAGGUUUCGACCGAGUUGACUUGGCACGCGAAUUAUUCCGGCAGCGGCAAAUCGCACAAGAUAAGUAUAUCCGAGAGGUGGUGGCCGAGUUGGGUGGUCGCCAUGUCAACCGUAUUGUUAGCGUUGAUAAUUUGAAACGCGCGUUUGCUGUUAUUGACCCUGCUAUAAAUCAUAUUCGCAUGGAGAGGUAUAUUCGUUGGGCGUUCUCUGAUCAAACUUCUGAAUUGAGUGCUAUCUGCCCAUUACCUCUUCGUACAAUAGUAUCUAGGCUGGCGACGGGCGAUAUAGAAAGAGUCGGACCCCGCUACAAGGCCAAAAGACGACAUUAUAAAUAGAUAAUUGUAAAAUAUAUUUCCACACGGUUUACAAUUUAAAUAAAUUAUUU